Orbicella faveolata is the source of this 2937-nucleotide messenger RNA. RefSeq lists its product as uncharacterized. NCBI's taxonomy places the organism in Eukaryota, Metazoa, Cnidaria, Anthozoa, Scleractinia, Merulinidae. The record is from RefSeq and is a predicted model, not a curated record.
GCAGGGAUUCAAGCGUCCCUAUAUUUCCUAUAUUUCCUAUAUUUUCUCAGUCCUCCUAUAUUUCCCUAUAUAGUUUACAAAUGCCCUAAAAUCCCUAUAAUUCUAUUUUUUUUAAAAUUUAAAAUUAUUUAGAAUAAACCAAAAAAAUGUUGCUAAGGCUGUGAUCAACUUUGUGCUGAUGGACGUAACAGGGACAGUAAUUUCCUGGGUCAAGUAAAUAACAAACUGGUAAGUACAAUUAGUGUAACUGCUGAAUAAUGGAUCAUCAUUUGUCAUUUGUUCACUUAGUUGUUUCAAAAUUACAGACAUCAAUUUUUGACAAACUUUAUUGGCACUGUAAGCACUUUUGGAUUGUCAUCACUAUUCAGAGUUCAAAGUCUUGUCCCAAUGAAGAAUAACUGAGGGACCAGUUCAUGUUGGUGCUCUUUGUACUUUUGUGUGCACAAUAGUAGCACUUUGAAAUAGGAAAAAUCUACAAAUAAGUUUAUUUCAUACAUGUCACCCACCUUGAAAAAUGUUAUCUUACCAAUGCCUAAUUUUAAUUGAACCAGUCUACCUCUUAUUAUUAGUGCUUUGCAGCAUUGCAUAAAAAAAGUGUGACAUAAUAUUAUAUGUGUUUUCCUGUUUGCAGGUAAAAUAUUUAUGCAGUAUAGAAGUGUAACAUCAGAGCAUAAUGCCACAUGGUUCAGCUAAGUUUCAAGCUAGCUGGCUGGAUCAGACAGAUGUAGAUGGUCACAGAAUAGGUGACUGGUGUACUUCGUGCAAGACUUCGGAACACAAGGCCUUCUGUACCUUAUGCAUUAAAGAUUUCUCGAUUGAUAAUCCUGGAUUGACCCAAAUACAGCAACAUGGCAAAGGUGAAAAGCACAGGAAAUUGUCUGCUGCCAAGUUUUCUCAAGCUCAAAGACAUUUUGUUCUUUCCGCAACCAGUAGUGAGAAUAAAGGAAAAGACCAGGGACCUCUCAGUAUACCCAUUCAAGAUUUGUCACAGCAAGAGAAGGUAGCUAGAGCUGAAGCUCUGUGGGCUAUGAAAACUGCUGCAAGCGACUAUUCAUUUGCAUCAUCAGAUGGUAUACCACAGUUGUUCCAAAAGAUGUUCCCAGGAGAUGUGUCUAAUAACUUUACAAUGAGCAGAACAAAAGUGUCUUACAUGAUAUCAGAUGGAUUAGGCCCAUACUUAAGACAAAAACUGUGCCAAGAUAUUUCACAAUCAGGUUUUGGAUACACCAUUCAGUAUGAUGAAACAGGGAAUGCCCAAGGCCGCAAGCAGUGUGACAUACUAGUGCGCUAUUGGUCAGAAGAAAAAAACGAGGUCAGUGUUAGGUUCUUGCAGACACUAUUCUUUGGGCAUGCCAAAGGACAUGAUGUUGCAACAAAAAUUGUGGAGAUCCUUCAGGAAACAGGCUGCCAGUUGCCUCUCUCAGGCUUAAUAAGUUUGUCAUCAGAUGGACCAAAUGUCAACAUGACAAUUUGGAGUACAGUUGAUAAGGCACUGUUAGAUGAAGGACUCCCUGGUCUUUUGCCAUUUAUCCCUUGCAACAUUCAUGUUGUGCACAAUGCUUUCCAUGCAGGUGUUAAUGUUUACGGAGAUGCCUCUGAGGAACUGGCAAUAGAUCUUUUCUAUUGGUUAAAGAGCUCACCCUCUCAAAUAGAAGAUUACAUCCAUGUAUUAAGUGAUCUUGGACCUGAUGAAGAGUUAUUUAUCCGGCAUGUACAAUGUAGGUGGCUCACACUUAUUCCUGCAUUAGACAGAAUUGUCAAGAAAUGGGAAGCGAUCAAGAAAUACUUCUUGGAAGAAUUGCCCAAGCAACAGAAGCCUUCAAAGACCUUGGAGAAGAAUGACCGGUACAAUCGUAUAUGUAGAAAACUACGGGACAAGUCCUUCCCAGUGCAGUUGGCUUUUCUUGUGUCUGUGGAGCCAAUCUUGAAGAAGUUUCUAUGCUUCUUCCAGAGUGAAGGGCCACUGAUUCACCUACUGCAUCAUACAAUGUGUGAACUACUGAAGUCCCUAAUGGGUCGCUUUCUCGAGACCCAAGUCCUGGCAGACAAAGAGGGGAAGCACCUGCUGGCAAUAGACUAUUCCAAGUCAGAUAACCAACUUUCCAUGUCACAGAUGGAAGGAGGAGAGAAAACUCAAUCAGCUCUGUCCAAGCUGUCUGAUGACCAACAGAAGAAAGCUCUUCUAGGAAUGAAACAGUUCUAUGUGGACACCACAAAGUAUCUGAUUGGCCAUCUACCAUUAGACAACAAGCUUUUGAGAGAUGUCUCGUUCCUGCAUCCAGUUCUUAGGAAUAGCAAGCAUGGAGCACAAGCUAUAUGUAGACUGGCAGUUAUGAUGCCAACACUAUCAGAAGAAGUUGCUCUGGUUACAGAUGAGUGGAAAGUGUACCAGUCUGGGCAAGUCGACGAGGAGAGCGCCACAAGAAGAGUUGACCAUUACUGGGCAGAUGUGUUCCAGGAGAAAUCUCUGCAGGGAGAGUGCAAGUAUUCCGUUCUUCAGAAGCUUGUGAAAGGCCUUCUCUGUUUAGCUCAUGGCAAUGCGGAUGUAGAACGAAGUCUUUCUGCAAACAAGAAGACAGUUACUCCUGACAGAACUUCUCUUGGUGAGUUGACAAUAAAUGGCUUAUGUACUGUCAAAGAUCAUGUCAAGGUGUCUGGAGAGCCACAAAAUGUUAAGAUCACAAAAGGGUUGCUUGAAGCAUCGAGAGAUGCACACAAGGCACAUGCAAAAAGGCUUGCUGACGAGAGGGAAGAGCUGGCAAAAAACGGAGAAUGGAAGAAUCAAAGAAAGAGAUGCAGAGGGAAAUUGAGAAACAGAAAGAAAAAGAAGUAGAGAAGUUGGAAAAAGGAAGACUAAAUUUGUCUGACAGAGAGAAAGAAUUGACGAAGGCUGUAAAACAGAAAGACAGUGAGCUACACAUUGCUAAAACACUCUAU